GGCAUCACCGCGCUGCAGUGGCUCAUCUGCGUGCUGCUGGGGGUGGGGUCGGUGGUUGUGGGGGCUUUGCUGCUGCUGCUGCCUUACAGCCGUUUGCCGCAAACUGGAAAGCGAGAAGUUGAUUUGCUGCAGGAGAGCCGCAGCAUUGCCCUCGCCUCCCGAGGAAGGUAA
Messenger RNA from Eimeria tenella, 171 nucleotides. RefSeq lists its product as uncharacterized. NCBI's taxonomy places the organism in Eukaryota, Apicomplexa, Conoidasida, Eucoccidiorida, Eimeriidae. The annotation marks the transcript as partial. The transcript has a single exon. The record is from RefSeq and is a predicted model, not a curated record.